This is a messenger RNA of Manihot esculenta (cassava), 884 nucleotides long. Its product is annotated as trafficking protein particle complex subunit 4. The record is from RefSeq and is a predicted model, not a curated record. Gene Ontology annotation, cellular component: TRAPP complex. The coding region runs from base 397 to 741 and encodes 114 amino acids. Gene Ontology annotation, biological process: endoplasmic reticulum to Golgi vesicle-mediated transport. NCBI's taxonomy places the organism in Eukaryota, Viridiplantae, Streptophyta, Magnoliopsida, Malpighiales, Euphorbiaceae. The transcript is spliced from 4 exons.
GGACUUGAGAGUGAGAGAAAAAUCAUCUGCGUGAGAUUUUCGCUCAGGAGGUGAGUGGCUUUCGUACCUGUGUCCUACUGCAAACAUUGCGAUCAUUUUUAGGUCUUUUGAGUUUUAUUUCUUCUUCUUUUCGUUCGGAUUCCGAGGAAGUGACUGGAAAUGGCUGCGAUUUAUAGCUUAUACAUUAUCAAUAAAUCAGGUGGUUUGAUCUUCUACAAGUUAUUUAAGCCGAGAAUCAGCAAGCAAAGAUUAGACGUUGCAGAUUCGAUUCAGCAUUUGGAGAAAAGAUUAUACUGAAGCAAUCAUAUAAUGACGAAUCAAUAUGAAAGUAACCCUUAUUGUUUGAUUGAUGAGAAAAUAGAAUAGGGACAAAAGGAUUAUGGAUCUGCUGGACGGAUGGACACAAAUGAUAGCUUACGAGUAGCUAGUUUAUGGCAUUCAAUGCAUGCCAUCUCCCAGCAGCUAUCACCAACUGUAGGUUGUUCAGGCAUUGAACUCCUUGAAGCUGAUACAUUUGACCUCCAUUGUUUUCAAUCUCUUACUGGGACAAAGUUCUUUGUGGUAUGUGAACCUGGGACAUCGCACAUGGAGGGUCUCUUAAAAGUCAUAUAUGAAUUGUACACAGAUUAUGUUUUAAAGAACCCUUUCUAUGAAAUGGAGAUGCCUAUAAGAUGCGAACUCUUUGACAUCAACCUAACACAGGCGAUACAGAAAGACCGAGUUGCUUUGUUGGGGCGAUAAACUUCUAGAGGUCUUCUGAUUUCCAGUAAUUGUUUUCUCGUUUUCAUUUUGUGUACUUGCCGUGGAUAUUUCUGUUUGUAUAACCUUCCUUUGCUAUAUUUGCUAAUUUCAAUCUUAUGCAAUUGGGAAGUGUUAUUUGUUUA